UUCUCAAUCAAAAUCGAAUGGCUGCAACUUCGACGGCGAACGUCUUCACGCGCGACGCCCUUCGCGGCAAGAUUGCCUUUGUCACUGGCGGCGGCACGGGCAUUUGCAAGGACAUUGCGCAGACCCUGCUCGAGCACGGCUGCGCUGGCGUUGCGAUCGUCUCGCGCAAAAUGGCUGUGCUGGAGCAGAGCGCGCGCGAGCUCACUGCGAAGGCGGCGGCAGCGGGCGCGUCGGGUGUCUGCGUUGCGCUGGCGGCCGACGUGCGCGUCCCAGAGCAGAUCGAAAAGGCGUUGGCAGAUUGCGUUGCGCGUUUCGGCAAAUUGGACAUUCUGGUCAAUGGUGCAGCUGGAAACUUUUUGGCGUUGUCUGCAAAGAUGUCCUACAAUGCGUUCAAGACCGUCAUUGAGAUCGACCUCCUCGGAACGUUUUACACCUCAAGAGCGGCAUAUCCGUACCUCGUCAAGUCGAAAGGCAACAUUAUCAACAUUACCAUGACGAAUCACUACACGGGAAUGCAGCUGCAGGCACAUGCAGGCGCAGCCAAGUCGGGCAUUGACGCCAUGACGCGCCACCAUGCAGUCGAAUGGGGCCAGGAUGGCAUCCGAGUGAAUGCCAUCGCGCCAGGACCGAUUGAGAACACUGAAGGCAUGAGCAAGCUGGCACCCCCAGGGUACAACGAGACGCUGCAGCGAACCAUUCCGCUCGGGCGGAUGGGCACUGUGCGCGAAGUCGCGAACGCGGUGCUGUUUCUUGCCAGUGAGGCCGCCAGCUAUGUAACUGGCGCGAUUCUCGUUGUCGAUGGAGCUGCGUGGAUGACCAUUGGCGGGAUGAACUACCCAGACGGCAUCGAGGCGUUCAAGCAGCUGAAAGCCAAGCUAUAAAUGUUCAAACAAAUUGUGGCUCAGUGAUGCUUUCGAAAAAAAAAAGUCAAAUGAUAACAAUGAAGUGAAACACAAAUAUGACACACAAAAUGACAAACAAAUAUAGCAACAACGACCCUCAUUCACGCAAG
This is a messenger RNA of Capsaspora owczarzaki ATCC 30864, 1012 nucleotides long. RefSeq names its product peroxisomal 2,4-dienoyl-CoA reductase. The transcript has 5 exons. The record is from RefSeq and is a predicted model, not a curated record. Lineage: Eukaryota; Filasterea; Ministeriida; Capsasporidae. Gene Ontology annotation, molecular function: 2,4-dienoyl-CoA reductase (NADPH) activity. Bases 18 to 881 code for a protein of 287 amino acids. Gene Ontology annotation, biological process: fatty acid catabolic process.